Molecule: messenger RNA, 2724 nt
Organism: Salmo salar (Atlantic salmon)
Lineage: Eukaryota; Metazoa; Chordata; Actinopteri; Salmoniformes; Salmonidae
Gene: slc38a11
Product: solute carrier family 38 member 11
Biological process (GO): amino acid transmembrane transport
Cellular component (GO): membrane
Molecular function (GO): L-amino acid transmembrane transporter activity
Source: RefSeq, a predicted model, not a curated record
UUAAACGACUCCGAUCAGGAAAGUUUUGAACAUUCUGCCCGGUUAAUCAAUUUCAUGGCAGAGAUGCGGAUAGAACGUUUAUAAAUUGACGGAAACACUUAGAACACCAGGUGGAAUAAAAAUGAGUACAUCAAUACAGGAAAGUGGAGACCGGGAAGCUCAACAGAUUGAGAAUGGCGAAGGGAAACCGUUGCUUGCUUCACAAAAGGUGGUUGGAGGAAAAGUCACAAGUUCGAUGAUAUCAGCCUCUUUUAAUUUCAUCAAUUCGAUAAUAGGAUCUGGAAUAAUAGGUUUGCCAUACUCCUUAAACCAGUCUGGCCUUCCCCUUGGCCUUUUUCUCUUGGUUUUGGUAGCAUUUAUUACAGACUACUCUAUCAUCUUGUUGAUAAGAGGAGGGAAUCUUUCAGGGACAAAUAGUUACCAGUCACUUGUACGUAGCACUUUCGGUAUCACUGGAUUUCUGGUUCUGUCUUUAUUGCAGUUCCUAUACCCUUUCAUUGCUAUGAUCAGCUACAACAUCAUAACUGGUGACACAUUGACCAAAGUGUUUCAGAGACUACCUGGAGUUGGACCGGGCCACAUACUUGCAGAGAGACAUUUUGUCAUCGCAGUAUCCACUAUUCUAUUCACUUUACCCCUGUCUCUUUUCCGGAAUAUAUCAAAUCUGGGAAAGGUGUCCUUACUGUCCAUGGUGUUGACGGUUUUCAUCCUCAUCACUGUUAUCAUCAGAGCAGCUACCCUGGGACCACAUAUUCCCCCUACAGAGAAUGCGUGGGUGUUUGCAAGGUGGAAUGCGAUUCAGGCCGUUGGUGUUAUGUCUUUUGCCUUUAUCUGCCAUCACAACAGCUUUAUGAUCUACGGCUCUCUGAAGGAACAGAGCCUAAGUAACUGGUCUCGUGUCACCCACAUGUCUGUUGGUUCGGCUAUGAUUGUCAGUAUUCUGUUUGCUGUGACUGGCUAUGCUACCUUCACUGGGUACACACAAGGUGAUAUCUUUGAAAACUACUGUGGGAACGAUGACCUGGCUACUUUUGGUCGCUUCUGUUUUGGCAUCAGUAUAAUAACAACUUUUCCUCUGGAGUGUUUUGUGACUCGAGAGGUAGUAUCCAAUGUUUUUUUUAAAGGGUCUCUCAACAACCAUGCCCAUGUGGCGGUCACCUUGCUCAUAGUUGCAGCGUGCACAGCAUUAUCCUUGGCCUACGACUGUCUGGGUAUGGUUCUGGUGUUAAAUGGUGUUGUAAGUGCCACACCUUUAAUUUUCAUCAUUCCAUCAGCUUGCUACCUCAAGCUUUCCACAGAGCGCUGGUUCCAAGGUGAAAACCGCAUCCCCUGUCUCAUCCUCAUAGCUGGUGUCUUUGUCAUGACAACUGGUUUGAUCAUGGCGGUUAUGUUCCCCCAAGACUGCUCCCAUGGUGCCGAGAUGUUUUACUGCGCAACUUCCAACCUUUCCAUAUCCCCCACACCACUCACUGAGCUACUCUUUCAGAAUUCAACUCAGAAUUCUAGGUGAAAUGUUGUUAUUACACACUGGGGUUUUGUAAUAUGACUUUGUAUGCUCAUUGUAUUUAUUACCUCUACAAUGAAUGUGUGUGUUAUAAUUUAUGCUACUAUUUGUGAAAGUGCCAUAAUGCAAUACAUUCAUCAGUUUGUAUGUCAGACUGAGACAAAGUUCCACUGUGAAUUUCGCGAGAAGUUACCUUCGAGAAGCCUACCACACGACGUCGCUGUAACAUAAUCAGACUAAAUGAAACUUUUAUAAAAAGGUUUCUCGGAGGUAACCUUUUGCUCUCUUGCCUUGAUGUCACGCCCUUCGAAGAUCAAUGUAGUUAAAGAAGUUUGUCCAAUGGUAGUGCAUUUUCCACUGCUGGUUAGAGGGAAUAUGUUAUACAUUUACGAUUUGGGCAAUUUCAUGAUUAUAAUAUUUAGUAUAUUUCAAUAUUAUAAAUGUAAACCCGAAUUGUUAACUUCACUAAAAAUAAAAGUAAUAUGAAUUGUCUCCUGCAGUACAAUUUUUUACAUACAUUUUCACUGUUGAAUUCAUUUAAAAAUCAGGCAAGUACGUGUAUUCCCUCUGGGAUGGAUAGGUGAAAUUACCGCUGGGAGUAAAAACGGGAGAAGAGUGGAGCUAUUCGACGCCCCACGAAUGGUUAUUUGAAUCUCUACUCAUACGUUUUGACGUCGAUUUUUGGAGUUGGUAUGCUUUUGGCAGAGAAAACUUAGCAGUGCUUGUAGCAGGCAUCGUGUCACAACUUUGAAAUGUGGACUGCUGGCUAAACGAUGGAAAGACUGGGUUGUGCUGGCGGCGUAUUGGAACAGAGGAGCGACUGUUGUGUGGAUCAAGAUGGAAGUGGGAGUUCUAGAAUUCAUUUUGAACGCACAGUAGCCUAAUGUAUCACUGAACGAAUCAACGCCACGCUAUAUUUUGUACGGUAUAAUUUAUUUUCUUCUCCCUAAUAAAUACUGAUGAAAGUUGACAGCAGCGCGGAGGGCCAGGGGCGUUCAUGUCCGAGGGACUUUGUUAAACCUGUGCAGCUAGACAUGGAUGAUAAUGUGUCCCAACGAACUCCACGACGACGACUCUCUGGCUCGAGGAACGGUUGCUUGGAGAUGAUGUCAGCUGACAGUAUUCCAGUUGGUUGGAGGCGUUGGCUCUGAAACUGGGGAAGUUCAAUAUCAUCAACAUCUGCACCGGCAUCAACAUCAAGCUCAGCACCAGGAAAUAGU